AAACAGAGUGAAUCGGGAUCGGAUUUUAGGCGCAUGCGUGAAGCGGUGAAAAACAAAUGGGGAGACUGAGGCACAUGCCGUUCUUAUAGCAAAUUUCUUAGCUGUGUCAAGUGUUAAUAUGUCUCUUCCGACAGAAAAGAUCACAGAGCUGAAGCAAAUUAUUCAUUCACAACUCAAUCAGAUGGAUAUUCAAAACAAGAUCCGGGACAUCCUGUCUGAUACGAUACAGCAAGACUUUAUGGGCCAGUCCGGCAAAGUGGGAGAGGAGGAACUCUUAUACAAACUGAAGCAACAGGGACUUGUUGAUGACAUUCUGCAUCAGUUACAGUUCAGAGGUCAACAAGGGGGCACAACCCCAGCCACUCAUUUCUUGGACAGGGAUGAUAAAGUCACACAGCUACCAACAAAGAAAGUCAAUAUUGAUCCAACAAGAAGGUAUGUUUAUUUCCAAAUAAAAGGAGGGAAAGCGUUUCUGGAACACAUUGACGAAAGUGACCCCAUGCCUGGACAAGUGUCAUCCUUCUUCACUUUUCACAUUUACUUCCGUGGUCAGCGGUUCAAAUCCAGACCUGUUCCUUGUGCCUGUGAACCUCAAAUAGAUGAAGGUUUCCUGUUGGAACUGCACAAAGAGUCAUCUGGUGAAGCAGGCAAGAUGGCUGAUGCUAGUGCUAUGUUGUCCAUUAGUGACCCAAUACAUAUCGUUCUGAUCAAAACAGAAGCCUCUGGAGAAACCAGUCUCGUCUCAUCCAACUUCUUUGAGUGGAGAACAGUUUUGGCCUCAUCAGGAAACAGAAUGUCCAUGAUGUUAGAGCUCAAAGGAAUAGGAAAUGAAAGCAAGGUCCCAGCUGGAGUUAUAGAGAUUAUGAUGGAGCUUUUUCCCAAAUCAACCAAAAAUUUUGGCCAGGAUGUUGUCGCUGCACAGAUAAGUCUCGAAAAAAGUAGGCAAGCUGAAAGGGAGCGUCUUUUCCUCGUCUACGCCAAGCAGUGGUGGAAGGAGUACCUCCAGAUCAGACCAGCGCAUCAGGACAGACUGGUGAAAAUAUUCGCCCAAGAUGAGAACAUGGUGAACAGGCCUGUGAAUUCAUAUGUAAAACCUUUGAGAGGGGGCAGGCUGCUUGACUCCAGCAGAUAUGCAGCUCGCUUUGUGAGUCUUAUUCACCAUGAGAAAGUGCAGUCCUUAGGAGCUGGCAGUAAGACCGAACAGUGGACCAAUGCACACGCAUUCCUCUGUAGAAACAAAGGGGACUGUGAGGACCAUGCCUUGCUGCUCUGUAGUCUUUUACUGGGCUUUGGCCUGGAUGCCUAUGUUUGUGUGGGGACUAAGUCUAAGGGAGCAGUCCAUGCAUGGGUUGUCACCAUUAGUGUAGAAGGAACCAUUGUCUUCUGGGAAAGUCUAAAUGGACACAGGUACAUUCAUCUGCCAAUUGACCCUAAUGCACCACCUAUGGACAAACAGCACAGGCCAAAGUAUCCAUACAAGACAAUUGGAUGUGUAUUCAAUCAUGUGUCGUUUUAUGCAAAUAACCAGCCAUCUGACUCAGUGGAGGUUUGCAAAUUCAACCUUAGCAAUGAGGCAGACUGGAAGUCAAUGUCUCAAGAUGCUAUCCUGUCAGUGUGUGGGCCGGGGGUGUCACCCACCUGGCCCACAAUGCCGCCGCUUUGUUCCUCCAGUCUGGAUCCAUCCCUAGUCAGUAACGACCUGGAGCAACAGUUACGAGUCAUGGUGUAUGAACACAGAAGGGAUUUGGGGUUGACUACCAACUUUGAUGAUCAACUGAGUUAUCUUUUAACUCCAGCAUUAGCAGCAUAUGAAUUGGAAAGAGUCACAGGGAUCUCAUCAGGAAAUGAAGAAUUUCAAGACUCCAUAAAGCAGGCAGUACCUGAUGGCCACACAUUUAAGGGUUACCCCAUCCAAUUCUCUCACAGGAAUGCCAGACGGGCUUUUGCUACUUGUCUUAAGUCUCCAGUGUGUGAAGAAAUCAUCAACUGUAGAGGGGACCAUGUUCGCCUUGGCAUCAGAGUGAAAGUUUACCCCUAUCCCGAAAAUGCCCUUGCAACAUGGAUCAUGUUUGCUUGUAAAUACAAAUCAGUAUUGUGAAUAUGUCAACAAAUGAUAUGACUGAUUAGACAGAAAGCUGUUUGUUUAAUGAUUUUAGUCGAAGAUUUUUGGCUGUCUGUGUACAAAGAAUUUGAAGUUUUAUAUGCAGAUUUUUGUCUGCAAAGUCAAAUAUUGUCAUUUAUUUAAUGUAUCAUGAGCAGCAGAUUUUAGAUGCCUCUUGAGCAUACCGUAAGUGAUUUAUCAUGAUGUGCUUUUUUAAAAGAUAUUUGGCUUAUGAAAUGUUAUAGUAGGAUAUGUGCUAUAGAAAUGCAAUUAGAAUUAUCUGCAGUCCAUGAAUGUCCUGGGAUUAUUUGAAAAGUUUAUAAAUGAAUGCAAGAGAUGCUAUGAUACAAUGCUGUCUUUGUACAUGUAUGUUCAUGAAGUUUUAGUUUUCAUUGAAAAAAUGUUUAAAUUUUAGUUUUACACACUUAAUGUGCCAGUUUUUUUUUUUCCUUUCACAAUAGUGAUAUUUUCUGUGAUAUAUAAAUAUAUUUUUCAUAACUUGAUAGUGCUCAAGGCCCUGUGGUUGUUUUUAGCUCGCUGGAAAUGUCUGGAGAACUAUUUUAAGGGAAAAAUUUAACCUUAGCUCUAUCUUUCGAACAAAGUGAGGAUAGGCCUUUCAUAUUUCAUAUAUAGAUUCCCUAUGACCAGGCCUUUCAUUUGGUACCAAGACUUGACCUAGUGACCUUAGAUUGUGACCUACUUUUCCAAACUUGAACCUUUGCUAUAUCUUUUGAACUAAGGAGGUUAGGGUAUGUAGAUUCAUGCUUCCCGGCGAGCUACAUCGUCUUCUGAUAUUUCUUGUUAAAUAUAUAAAUUAUCAUUGUUCAACUGAAUUUAUAGUUUAAGUCACUGAAAUAUGUACAUUUCAUAUUUUUUGUUUGUGUUUAACAUAUUGAUAUAUAGCUAUUAAAAAAUACAAGAUGAGA
Molecule: messenger RNA, 3027 nt
Organism: Ostrea edulis (European flat oyster)
Lineage: Eukaryota; Metazoa; Mollusca; Bivalvia; Ostreida; Ostreidae
Product: centrosomal protein of 76 kDa-like
Exons: 12
Coding region: 119-2098 (659 amino acids)
Source: RefSeq, a predicted model, not a curated record